Molecule: messenger RNA, 11087 nt
Organism: Neoarius graeffei (lesser salmon catfish)
Lineage: Eukaryota; Metazoa; Chordata; Actinopteri; Siluriformes; Ariidae
Product: titin-like
Exons: 50
Biological process (GO): cell surface receptor signaling pathway
Molecular function (GO): transmembrane signaling receptor activity
Source: RefSeq, a predicted model, not a curated record
AUGGGACAUCAGAUGUCUCUUUGUAAAGUGCAGGUGCGCAAGAGGCGGCAAGUGUUGGAGCGCAUCAUAGAUGUGGUGAAGCUCAUUGAAAAAAGAGGUUUGAGCUACAGGGGGUCACAGUCGGAGACAGCAUACAUGCUUGAUGAUGAUACAGUGGAUCAUGGCAACUUCUUGGAAAUUGUGUUGCUUUCAAAAUAUAAUGUUUGCCUCAAGGAACACCUCACUCUUUGCAUAGAAAAGAGUAAGAAAAUACACCAGUCUGGAUCCAGAGGUGGUAGAGGUUCUCUAGUUACUUUCCUGUCCAAAACUACCAUCAACAACAUCAUUACAACCAUCCAACACAUAAUGAAGGCCACCAUCACAAAACAAAUCCAGGAAUCUGGUAUGUUCUUUGUCCAGAUUGAUACCACACAGGACAUCACAGCCCAAGAUCAGUGCUCUGUCGUCAUAAGACAUGUAACAGACAUUGUUCAUGAGAGACUUUUUGCUCUAAUUAAAUGUGAGGCAUCCACUGGGCAGUACUUUGUCAAAGUUGUGAGUGAGGUGCUGGCAAACAUGAAUCUGGAUAUGAAGCAGUGUAUUGGAAACUCAACGGAUGGGGUCGCCAACAUGCAGGGCCCAUAUAAAGGCUUCUCCGCACUUCUCUCAGAAAAGUCCCCUCAUCAAAUCCAUGUGUGGGAGUCCUACCAGAGGAUGUCCAUUUGGGAGAAGGAGAGGAAGGACCCUAAACACAGACGUCUUGCUCCAAUUGGAGAGACACGCUGGUGGGCAAAAGACAGUGCUUUGACCAAGCAUCCGCCUCCAGCAUCCACCACCUCCAGCGUCCGCCGCGUCAUCCACCUCCAGCAUCCGCCGCCAUCAUCCACCUCCAUCGUCUGCCUCCAGCAUCCGCCGCCAUCAUCCGUCGCCCUGGCCCCUGAGUGGGCCAAAAAACCUAAACCUGAACUCAGAUCAGACCUUAAAGGAGCUGCACUGACAGGAAACUCAGUGACUCUGUACUGUACACUGAAGCUGCAGUCUGCUGGAUGGAAGAUUUACUGGAUCACACCCACACGGAGCUCUGAGACUGAGACUGAAUCACACAACUACACCAUCAGAUCAGUUCGAGUCUCUGAUGGAGAGAGUCCUAAACCUGUGGUGAUUAUAAAGCCUGAUAAGGAGGUGUUCAGAGGAGAGACAGUGACUUUCAGAUGUGAGAUACCGAGAGGAAGAGACACUGAGUGGACAUACAGCUGGAAGAGGAAUGAUUACACACGCUCAUACCGAACAACACGGGAGUUUAGUCUUUAUUCAGUAGAAAAUUAUCACAGCGGUAAAUACACCUGCAGUGGGAGGAGAAGUCACUCUCAGAGCUCAGAGACCAGUGAUGCUGUUACACUGACUGUAUCAGAAAAACCUAAACCUGAACUCAGAUCAGACCUUAAAGGAGCUGCACUGACAGGAAACUCAGUGACUCUGUACUGUACACUGAAGCCGCAGUCUGCUGGAUGGAAGUUUUACUGGAUCACAUCCACACAGAGCUCUGAGACUGAAUCACACGACUACACCAUCAGAUCAGUUCGAGUCUCUGAUGGAGGUCAGUACUGGUGCAGAGCUGAAAGAGGAGACCCAGUCUACUACACACACUACAGUGAUGCACUCUGGGUAAAUGUUAUUGAGAGUCCUAAACCUGUGGUGAUUAUAAAGCCUGAUAAGGAGGUGUUCAGAGGAGAGAGAGUGACUUUCAGAUGUGAGAUACAGAGAGGAAGAGACACUGAGUGGACAUACAGCUGGAAGAGGAAUGAUUACACACACUCAUCCAGAACAACACAGGAGUUUAGUCUUUAUUCAGCAGGAAAUGAUGUCAGCGGUAAAUACACUUGCAGUGGGAGGAGAAGUGACUCUCAGAGCUCAGAGACCAGUGAUGCUGUUACACUGACUGUAUCAGAAAAACCUAAACCUGAACUCAGAUCAGGCCUUAAAGGAGCUGCACUGACAGGAAACUCAGUGACUCUGUACUGUACACUGAAGCUGCAGUCUGCUGGAUGGAAGUUUUACUGGAUCACAUCCACACAGAGCUCUGAGACUGAAUCACAUGACUACACCAUCAGAUCAGUUCGAGUCUCUGAUGGAGGUCCGUACAAGUGCAGAGCUGGAAGAGGAAACCCAGUCUACUACACACACUACAGUGAUGCACUCUGGGUAAAUGUUAUUGAGAGUCCUAAACCUGUGGUGAUUAUAAAGCCUGAUAAGGAGGUGUUCAGAGGAGAGAGAGUGACUUUCAGAUGUGAGAUACCGAGAGGAAGAGACACUGAGUGGACAUACAGCUGGAAGAGGAAUGAUUACACACUCUUAUCCCGAACAACACAGGAGUUUAGUCUUGAUUCAGGGAGAAAUGAUGACAGCGGUAAAUACACCUGCAGUGGGAGGAGAAGUGACUCUCAGCGCUCAGAGACCAGUGAUGCUGUUACACUGACUGUAUCAGAAAAACCUAAACCUGAACUCACAUCAGACCUUAAAGGAGCUGCACUGACAGGAAUCCCAGUGACUCUGUACUGUACACUGAAGCCACAGUCUGCUGGAUGGAAGUUUUACUGGAGCACAUCAACACAGAGCUCUGAGACUGAAACAGAAUCAGGCCACUAUGUCAUCAGACCAGUUCGUGUCUCUGAUGGAGGCCAGUACUGGUGCCGAGCUGGAAGAGGAAACCCAGUCUACUACACACACUACAGUGAUGCACUCUGGGUAAAGGUUACUGGAGCGCUAAAGGCCACACUCACACUGCAGCCUGGUGGGACAGAAGUAUUCAGAGGAGAGAAUGUCACCCUUAAAUGUGAAAUAGAGGGAGAAGACAAGUGGACUUACAUCUGGUUCAAGAAUGGAGCUGAAAUUUCGACUAUAAAGACAAGUGAAUACACCUUUAUGGUGAAUGAUGAGGCUACAUUUACCUGCAUGGGAAACCGGAGUGUAGAUGGCCCACAGAGCACAGAAAAGAGUAAUCCUGUUCGCCUGUCUGUGUCAGAAAAACCCAAACCGACUGUGAGUGUGAAUCCUCAGAGCUCCAUCUACACUGGAGACACAGUUACUCUGAGCUGUAAUCUGCAGUCGACUGGAUGGAGGUUUCUCUGGUACACAGAUCCUCAGAAAUCAAACCCCCUGCCCCCUGGAGCCCGAGACACCAACACACGCAAUGAGACGCUCUCUAAUGAAGGACAAAUAAAUUACUACUGUAAAGCACAGAGGGGAAACUAUGACUCAGAGUUCAGUGAUCCAGUCACGAUUACAGUGAGCGUGAGACCAAAGCCGGAGGUGAACAUACAGCCAGCUGAGCAUGUGUUCACUGGAGAAUCCGUCACUCUCACAUGUGACCUACAGACUGGAGGAUCCUGGUGGUAUCACUGGUAUAGGGAUAAUAAACAACUCAGUGAUGCUGCAGGAGAGAAAACAUACACAAUCCAUAAUGUUGAAACCUCUCAUCAAGGUCUUUAUACAUGUGAAGGAACACGGUCAUCAGACCCAACAUACACACAGACCAGUGAUGCUGUUACACUGACUGUAUCAGAAAAACCUAAACCUGAACUCAGAUCAGACCUUAAAGGAGCUGCACUGACAGGAAACUCAGUGACUCUGUACUGUACACUGAAGCCGCAGUCUGCUGGAUGGAAGUUUUACUGGAGCACACCCACACAGAGCUCUGAGACUGAAUCACACGACUACACCAUCAGAUCAGUUCGAGUCUCUGAUGGAGGUCAGUACUGGUGCAGAGCUGGAAGAGGAAACCCAGUCUACUACACACACUACAGUGAUGCACUCUGGGUAAAUGUUACUGAGAGUCCUAAACCUGUGGUGAUUAUAAAGCCUGAUAAGGAGGUGUUCAGAGGAGAGAGAGUGACUUUCAGAUGUGAGAUACCGAGAGGAAGAGACACUGAGUGGACAUACAGCUGGAAGAGGAAUGAUUACACACUCUCAUACCGAACAACACAGGAGUUUAGUCUUUAUUCAGUAGGAAAUGAUGUCAGCGGUAAAUACACCUGCAGUGGGAGGAGAAGUGACUCUCAGAGCUCAGAGACCAGUGAUGCUGUUACACUGACUGUAUCAGAAAAACCCAAACUGACUGUGAGUGUGAAUCCUCAGAGCCCCAUCUACACUGGAGACACAGUUACUCUGAGCUGUAAUCUGCAGUCGACUGGAUGGAGGUUUCUCUGGUACAGAUAUUCUCAUAAAUCAAAUCCCCUGCCCCCUGGAGCCCGAGACACCAACACACGCAAUGAGACGCUCUCUAAUGAAGGACAAAUAAAUUACUACUGUAAAGCACAGAGGGGAAACUAUGACUCAGAGUUCAGUGAUCCAGUCAGGAUUACAGUGAGCACAAGACCAAAGCCAGAAGUGACAAUACAGCCAGCUGGGCGUGUGUUCAUUGGAGAAACCGUCACUUUCACAUGUGACAUACGGACUGGAGGAUCCUGGUCAUAUCACUGGUAUAGGGAUAAUACAAAACUCAGUGAUGCCUCAUGGACGAAUCAAUACACAAUCUAUCAGGUUAAAACCUCUGAUAAAGGUGGUUAUACAUGUAAAGGAACACAGUCAUCAGACCCAACAUACACACAGACCAGUGAUGCUGUUACACUGACUGUAUCAGAAAAACCUAAACCUGAACUCACAUCAGACCUUAAAGGAGCUGCACUGACAGGAAACUCAGUGACUCUGUACUGUACACUGAAGCCGCAGUCUGCUGGAUGGAAGUUUUACUGGAUCACACCCACACAGAGCUCUGAGACUGAGACUGAUUCACGCUACUACACCAUCAGAUCAGUGCGAGUCUCUGAUGGAGGUCAGUACAAGUGCAGAGCUGGAAGAGGAAACCCAGUCCGCUACACACACUACAGUGAUGCACUCUGGGUAAAUGUUACUGAGAGUCCUAAACCUGUGGUGAUUAUAAAGCCUGAUAAGGAGGUGUUCAGAGGAGAGAGAGUGACUUUCAGAUGUAAGAUACCGAGAGGAAGAGACACUGAGUGGACAUACAGCUGGAAGAGGAAUGAUUACACACACUCAUACCGAACAACACAGGAGUUUAGUCUUUAUUCAGUAGAAAAUUAUCACAGCGGUAAAUACACCUGCAGUGGGAGGAGAAGUGACUCUCAGAGCUCAGAGACCAGUGAUGCUGUUACACUGACUGUAUCAGAAAAACCCAAACCGACUGUGAGUGUGAAUCCUCAGACCUCCAUCUACACUGGAGACACAGUUACUCUGAGCUGUAAUCUGCAGUCGACUGGAUGGAGGUUUCUCUGGUACAGAUAUUCUCAGAAAUCAAAUCCCCUGUCCCCUGGAGCCCGAGACACCAACACACUCAAUGAGACGCUCUCUAACGAAGGACAAAUAAAUUACUACUGUAAAGCACAGAGGGGAAACUAUGACUCAGAGUUCAGUGAUCCAGUCACGAUUAUAGUGAGCAGUAUACCCAAGGCGAAGGUGAACAUACAGCCAGCUGGGCGUGUGUUCAUUGGAGAAUCCGUCACUCUCACAUGUGACAUACGGACUGGAGGAUCCUGGUCGUAUCACUGGUAUAGGGAUAAUAAACAACUCAGAGAUGCUGCAGGAGAGAAAACAUACACAAUCCGUAAUGUUGAAACCUCUCAUCAAGGUCUUUAUACAUGUGAAGGAACACAGUCAUCAGACCCAAAAUACACACAGACCAGUGAUGCUGUUACACUGACUGUAUCAGAAAAACCUAAACCUGAACUCACAUCAGACCUUAAAGGAGCUGCACUGACAGGAAACUCAGUGACUCUGUACUGUACACUGAAGCUGCAGUCUGCUGGAUGGAAGUUUUACUGGAUCACACCCACACGGAGCUCUGAGACUGAUUCACGCUACUACACCAUCAGAUCAGUUCGAGUCUCUGAUGGAGGUCGGUACAAGUGCAGAGCUGGAAGAGGAAACCCAGUCUACUACACACACUACAGUGAUGCACUCUGGGUAAAUGUUAUUGAGAGUCCUAAACCUGUGGUGAUUAUAAAGCCUGAUAAGGAGGUGUUCAGAGGAGAGAGAGUGACUUUCAGAUGUGAGAUACCGAGAGGAAGAGACACUGAGUGGACAUACAGCUGGAAGAGGAAUGAUUACACACGCUCAUCCCGAACAACACAGGAGUUUAGUCUUGAUUCAGUAGGAAAUGAUGUCAGCGGUAAAUACACCUGCAGUGGGAGGAGAAGUGACUCUCAGCGCUCAGAGACCAGUGAUGCUGUUACACUGACUGUAUCAGAAAAACCCAAACCGACUGUGAGUGUGAAUCCUCAGAGCUCCAUCUACACUGGAGACACAGUUACUCUGAGCUGUAAUCUGCAGACGACUGGAUGGAGAUUUCUCUGGUACACAGAUCCUCAGAAAUCAAAUCCCCUGUCCCCUGGAGCCCGAGACACCAACACACUCAGUGAGACGCUCUCUAAUGAAGGACAAAUAAAUUACUCCUGUAAAGCACAGAGGGGAAACUAUGACUCAGAGUUCAGUGAUCCAGUCACGAUUAUAGUGAGCGGUACACCAAAGCCGAAGGUGAACAUACAGCCAGCUGAGCAUGUGUUCACUGGAGAAUCCGUCACUCUCACAUGUGACCUACAGACUGGACGAUCCUGGUCAUAUCACUGGUACAGGGAUAAUAAAGAACUCAGUGAUGCUGCAGGAGAGAAAACAUACACAAUCCGUAAUGUUGAGACCUCUCAUCAAGGUCUUUAUACAUGUAAAGGAACACAGCCAUCAGACCCAAAAUACACACAGACCAGUGAUGCUGUUACACUGGCUGUAUCAGAAAAACCCAAACCGACUGUGAGUGUGAAUCCUCAGAGCUCCAUCUACACUGGAGACACAGUUACUCUGAGCUGUAAUCUGCAGUCGACUGGAUGGAGGUUUUUCUGGUACACAGAUCCUCAGAAAUCAAAUCCCCUGUCUGGAGCCCGAGACACCAACACUCUGUUUUUAACUUCAUAAAAUGAGACGCUCUCUAAUGAAGGACAAAUAAAUUACUCCUGUAAAGCACAGAGGGGAAACUAUGACUCAGAGUUCAGUGAUCCAGUCACGAUUACAGUGAGCGCGAGACCAAAGCCGAAGGUGAACAUACAGCCAGCUGAGCAUGUGUUCAUUGGAGAAUCCGUCACUCUCACAUGUGACAUACGGACUGGAGGAUCCUGGUGGUAUCACUGGUAUAGGGAUAAUAAACAACUCAGAGAUGCUGCAGAAAAGAAAACAUACACAAUCCAUAAUGUUGAAACCUCUCAUCAAGGUCUUUAUACAUGUAAAGGAACACAGUCAUCAGACCCAACAUACACACAGACCAGUGAUGCUGUUAUACUGACUGUAUCAGAAAAACCUAAACCUGAACUCAGAUCAGACCUUAAAGGAGCUGCACUGACAGGAAACUCAGUGACUCUGUACUGUACACUGAAGCUGCAGUCUGCUGGAUGGAAGUUUUACUGGAUCACAUCCACACAGAGAUCUGAGACUGAUUCACACGACUACACCAUUGGAUCAGUUCAAGUCUCUGAUGGAGGUCAGUACAAGUGCAGAGCUGGAAGAGGAAACCCAGUCUACUACACACACUACAGUGAUGCACUCUGGGUAAAUGUUAUUGAGAGACCUAAACCUGUGGUGAUUAUAAAGCCUGAUAAGGAGGUGUUCAGAGGAGAAAGAGUGACUUUCAGAUGUGAGAUACAGAGAGGAAGAGACACUGAGUGGACAUACAGCUGGAAGAGGAAUGAUUACACACGCUCAUACCGAACAACACAGGAGUUUAGUCUUUAUUCAGUAGGAAAUGCUGUCAGCGGUAAAUACACCUGCAGUGGGAGGAGAAGUGACUCUCAGAGCUCAGAGACCAGUGAUGCUGUUACACUGACUGUAUCAGAAAAACCCAAACCGACUGUGAGUGUGAAUCCUCAGAGCUCCAUCUACACUGGAGACACAGUUACUCUGAGCUGUAAUCUGCAGUCGACUGGAUGGACUUUUCUCUGGUACGAUUAUCAGCAAUCAGAAUAUCUGACACCUGAUGAUCCGCACAGUAACACACUCACUGGGACAGUGUCUAAUGCAGGACAAAUAAAGUACGACUGUAAAGCACAGAGGGGAAACUAUGACUCAGAGUUCAGUGAUCUAGUCAGGAUUACAGUGAGUGCAAGACCAAAGCCAGUCAUGACAAUACAGCCAGCUGGGCGUGUGUUCAUUGGAGAAACCGUCAUUUUCACAUGUAACAUACGGACUGGACGAUCCUGGUCAUAUCACUGGUAUAGGGAUAAUACAAAACUCAGUGAUGCCUCAUGGAAGAAUCAAAACACAAUCAAUACAGUUCAAACCUCUGAUAAAGGUGAUUAUACAUGUAAAGGAACACAGUCAUCAGACCCAGCAUACACACAGACCAGUGAUGCUGUUACACUGACUGUAUCAGAAAAACCUAAACCUGAACUCAGAUCAGACCUUAAAGGAGAUGCACUGACAGGAAACUCAGUGACUCUGUACUGUACACUGAAGCUGCAGUCUGCUGGAUGGAAGUUUUACUGGAUCACACCCACACAGAGAUCUGAGACUGAGACUGAAUCACGCUACUACACCAUCAGAUCAGUUCGAGUCUCUGAUGGCGGUCAGUACAAGUGCAGAGCUGGAAGAGGAAACCCAGUCCGCUACACACACUACAGUGAUGCACUCUGGGUAAAUGUUACUGAGAGACCUAAACCUGUGGUGAUUAUAAAGCCUGAUAAGGAGGUGUUCAGAGGAGAGAGAGUGACUUUCAGAUGUGAGAUACAGAGAGGAAGAGACACUGAGUGGACAUACAGCUGGAAGUGGAAUGAUUACACACUCUCAUACCGAACAACACAGGAGUUUAGUCUUUAUUCAGUAGGAAAUGAUGACAGCGGUAAAUACACCUGCAGUGGGAGGAGAAGUGCCUCUCAGAGCUCAGAGACCAGUGAUGCUGUUACACUGACUGUAUCAGAAAAACCUAAACCUGAACUCAGAUCAGACCUUAAAGGAGCUGCACUGACAGGAAACUCAGUGACUCUGUCCUGUACACUGAAGCUGCAGUCUGCUGGAUGGAAGUUUUACUGGAGCACACCCACACAGAGCUCUGAGACUGAGACUGAAUCACACGACUACACCAUCAGAUCAGUUCGAGUCUCUGAUGGAGGUCAGUACUGGUGCAGAGCUGAAAGAGGAAACCCAGUCUACUACACACACUACAGUGAUGCACUCUGGGUAAAUGUUAUUGAGAGUCCUAAACCUGUGGUGAUUAUAAAGCCUGAUAAGGAGGUGUUCAAUGGAGAGAGAGUGACUUUCAGAUGUGAGAUACAGAGAGGAAGAGACACUGAGUGGACAUACAGCUGGAAGAGGAAUGAUGAUACACUCUCAUACCGAACAACAAAGGAGUUUAGUCUUUAUUCAGUCGGAAAUGAUGACAGCGGUAAAUACACCUGCAGUGGGAGGAGAAGUGACUCUCAGAGCUCAGAGACCAGUGAUGCUGUUACACUGACUGUAUCAGAAAAACCUAAACCUGAACUCAUAUCAGACCUUAAAGGAGCUGUACUGACAGGAAUCCCAGUGACACUGUACUGUACACUGAAGCCACAGUCUGCUGGAUGGAAGUUUUACUGGAGCACAUCAACACAGAGCUCUGAGACUGAAACAGAAUCAGGCCACUAUGUCAUCAGACCAGUUCGUGUCUCUGAUGGAGGCCAGUACUGGUGCCGAGCUGGAAGAGGAAACCCAGUCUACUACACACACUACAGUGAUGCACUCUGGGUAAAGGUUACUGGUGAAUCAGCUCCAGUGUCUCUGAUCAUCAGUCCCAGCAGAACUCAACACUUCACUGCUGACUCUCUCUCACUGAGCUGUGAGGACCAGAGUGACUCUACUGGAUGGACAGUGAGACGAUACACACACAAUGAGACACCGUUCAAUUGUUCAUCAUAUUCAGGAUCUACAUGUAACAUCAGCUCCCUCUCUACAUCACACACUGGAGUUUACUGGUGUCAGUCUGAAUCUGGAGGACACAGUAAUCCUGUCAACAUCACAGUGCACUAUGGUGACGUGAUCCUGGACAGUCCUGUCCAUCCUGUUACUGAGGGACGUCCUCUGACUUUACGCUGUUUGUAUCGCAACACAAAGAUCUCAGAGUCUGGUGUUGAUUUCUAUAAAAAUGAUUCAGUUCUCCAGAACCAGACUACAGGAGAGAUGACCAUCAGGAGUGUCUCAAAGUCAGAUGAAGGUUUCUACCACUGUAAACACCCACAGAGAGGAGAGUCACCAAAAAGCUGGGUUUCAGUCAGAGUUUCAGCUCCUAGAUCCACUGGACUAAUUUUAGGACUGAGCUUGGCCUUCGUGUUUGCCAUCUUAAUGAUCUUACUGAUCCUUCUGUUACGUUCCAAGAAAAAAAAAGGUGUAGAAUAUCAGUCUCAGUCUUCUGCAGUAAAUCAGGACACCAAUCAGCUUGCAGAUGGUGAAAAUGUCUAUGAAAAUGCUGCUACCAGAACCACAGCUGAUUCUGCAGCUGGCUCCAGUAAUACAGUCAACCCACAGGUUGUGACUAGAAAAAAGAAACAAAAUGAUCAUGCAGCCAGAGGGGCAGAUGAUGUGAUGUAUUCCAAAAUUGAAAUGAAAAAGGUUAAAUUUCACAGUGAAAAUGUCUCUGCAUUGAGACCAAGUGAUGUGGUUUACUCCCCAAUUAAAUUUGCAAACAUGAAAUCCAAGGAUGCUGCCACCAACCCAGGUGAUGUGACGUAUGCUGAAAUUGAGGUGAAAAAACAAAAGAAGCCAAAGCGAAAAGAAGGAAAGAGUGUUGAGGGAGCUGACACUGUGUACUCAGAACUGAAGCAGAACAUGGAUAACGGGGAUUUCACUGAAACGGCUGAUGCGACCUAUGCCCAGGUCAGAAAAAAGGGCAAAAGGGAUAAUCCAGGGGAUUUCACUGAAAUGGCUGAUGCGACCUAUGCCCAGGUCAGAAAAAAGGGCAAAAGGGAUAAUCCAGGUUCAUGAAGAAAAACCAACAUGUCCAAUCAGGGUUUGUUGAAACAGCGAACUAACAUGGUGAAACAAACAUGGUGAAAAACAAACAAAAUUACAGGUGCAGUGUAGUUUUU